UUAUUGUUAUGGGAUUUGACGUCAGUUCCGGCCGCCAACACCAGCAGCACUUUUUCGCGGUAAAAUGAAAUGAGCGCCUGGUGUUUUAUUCUGCCAUCUAACACAAGGAUAGCUGCAGUAACUUAUAUUUAAAAAUCGCAUACUAAAGCCAAGUUGAUAUUUAUCGUUGCUAUGAAAAGAGAGCAAAGCUAACGAAAGCUACCAAGGUAUCUGUCCCCUCCAUUACUACACAAUCUAGUAAAUAUUCAGCACAAAACCAUGGCUGUGGUGACCGGAGAAAGCCUCAAAUCAGAGCUGGAAAUGUUCGACAUAUCCUGCCAAGAUGACACAAUCCUCGACAAGAUGGUGGAGCAGUGCAUUUGCAACAGGAUACAGGCAGAUGAGAUGGUGCUGGAGUGGGUGGCCUACAGCACAACCAAAAAUGGACUAAAACUCACCACCGACACCCUGGAGUAUUUUGAACAUGAGGUGUUGAACAAGAAGAAUAAAUCCAAACAAAGCUUCAAAAAAGAAGAAACUCACAACAGAACCAGAGACAUCCACUCGCUGCAGGACUUAAUCAAAGCUGAGGAAGAGGAGGAGAACCUACUGGACGCUUACUCUACCCCUGCUAAGGGCUCUCAGAAGCGAGCGCUGACCACUCCUGAGCACCCUCACUCUAAAAGAAGUGCAGCUCUGCUGACCAGCCCCGGCCUGCUGCUGUCUCCGGCCAGCUUUUCUCCCAGUUCAACACCGUCACAGAAGUACAGCCAGCGAGGAGCGAAAGGGGAGGUUGUGGUUUCUUUCGGGGCCGUGCAGGGGACCCGCUGGGCCGGCAGGAAGGAGUCAGGCGCCGGCGUCCAGCUGGAGCUCCUGGAGGGGCCCGAGGACUCGCUCCGCUGCAGCUACAAGUACAUGUUCCAGAGGCUGCGAGACGUUCGAAACGUGUUGACGGAGAAGAUAGAGGAGCUGGGCGAGGGACUCAAGGCUCACUUCAACAUCGAAGAGUUCUCCCCGGUCUCUCUGCCCGCUCAGGACAGUAUCACAGUGCUGGGUCAGGUCUGCUGUGACAGUAACGGCAAACUGAACGCUCACUCGGUUCUCCUGGAGGCGGGUCCGGAGCAAGGCGGGCAGCAAAUACCUGUGGACCUAUCAGAGCUCAAAGACUACUCCCUGUUUCCUGGUCAGGUGGUAGUGAUGGAGGGGAUGAACACAACGGGAAGGAAACUGAUGGUUUCCAAACUCUACGAGGGAGUCCCUCUUCCUUUCUUCACUUCUGAGGGGAAAAUGGAGAUGAGUGAAGAGCCCUUGAAUGUGCUGGUGGCAUGCGGACCGUACACUCCCUCUGACAGCCUGACCUUUGACCCCCUGCUGGACCUCAUCAACGUCAUUGUCAGGGACCGUCCUGAUGUCUGCCUGCUGCUGGGCCCUUUUGUGGAUUCCAAACAUGAACAAAUUGAGGUGCGUUCUAAAGUGGACAUUUUGUGUCUUUAUCCCUGA
Molecule: messenger RNA, 1479 nt
Organism: Notothenia coriiceps (black rockcod)
Lineage: Eukaryota; Metazoa; Chordata; Actinopteri; Perciformes; Nototheniidae
Gene: pola2
Product: polymerase (DNA directed), alpha 2
Exons: 12
Coding region: 259-1479 (406 amino acids)
Biological process (GO): DNA replication; DNA replication initiation
Cellular component (GO): alpha DNA polymerase:primase complex
Molecular function (GO): DNA binding
Source: RefSeq, a predicted model, not a curated record